Vitrella brassicaformis is the source of this 2355-nucleotide messenger RNA. NCBI's taxonomy places the organism in Eukaryota, Vitrellaceae. The record is from the annotation of a GenBank genome assembly.
CGCAGGGUAGCUUGGCUUUCGGUGGGCUGCAUCAUCACCCCUUGAUGCAGCGACAACGAGGGGAUCGAUGAUGACGCCAUCUCAAUGCUCAGCAACGCACCGUCCACUGGUCCUCGGCGGUGACGGCUGACGGCGGUGGCAUCUACGCCAGUCCCCCAGCGAUUUCCCCAGAGCCUUUAUCCAGCCUUAACGAAUGAUUUCCAAUCUCUUCCCGCCUCACUCUUCCCGCUCCCCCCCGCCUCUGAUGAGUGAGCCGCUCGUCCAGUGAAUGGUCUUGAUGCAGUCCAGUGACCAUGAUCAUUCGACGCCCCCCUCCCCCCAGUGUAGCCUCGUGUCGGCAGCCCUCGCCGGCCUCGUCACCAAGACCGCAUGCGCCCCGCUCGACCGAGUCCGCACCCUCUACCAAAUCCAGGGCAUGUUCAAUGCCACUGCCGGCCACUCGGCUGCCCCGCGGCCCGUCACCACGCUCAAGUACGGCGGUUCGUUCGGCCUCAGCACGUUCGGGCAGAUUUAUGCCGAGGAGGGCGUGGCGGGUCUGUUCCGCGGCAACCUGAUGAACUGCAUCCGCGCCAUGGCCGUCUACGGCAUCAAAUUCGGCACCAACGACUUCAUCAAAGACCACAUCAGACUCGCGCGAAGCAGCAUUAGCAGCAGUGGCAGUAGCAGCAACGGCAGCAGCAGCAACAGGGCCGAUGGGCGUCUGUGCUUUAGUGACCUCUUGCUGGCGGGUCUCGUGGCCGGGACGGCGCAGAAGCUGCUGACAUACCCCCUGGAUCUGCUGACGGUGCGGCUGGCGAUGGGCAGCAACGUGGUGGCCGUGGCGAGUGGUGGUGUGGGUGUGGGCGGGGGUAGUGGGGGGUACAGGGGCAUAUUGGAUUGUGUGGGGCGGAUCUACGUGCGUGAGGGUAUGGGUGGGUUUUGGAAGGGGCUUUGCCCCACGCUGAUGACGGGCGUGCCCUAUGUCAUGUUUCAGCUCUCCCUCUGGGAGUACUACAGGGACGCAUACCGCAGGUAGGGUGCGUAUGGCUGUGUGUACACGACACAGGCAGCCAUUCAAUGGUGCAUGUGUAUGUGUGUGUCUGUUUGGCGUUCGGCAGGUACCUUCGUCCAUCUGUGUAUGGGGUGUCGUCGAGCAAGGCCGACGGCAUGAAGGACGUCCUGGAGUCGUCCAUAGAGUCGUCCAUUGCAGGUGCGCAUCCGUGAGCUGUUGAGCACCACAACACGACUUGUCAUCUGUGUGUGGUGCGUUGUGUGUCACACAGGGUCGCUGGGCAGCCUCACAGCGCAGCUGCUCGUCUUCCCGGGCGACACAAUAAGGUACACACACACACACAUUUGCAGAGAGUGGUGCUGAGCUCUCCCUUUUGUAUGUCUGUCUAUGUCAAUGUCUGCAGGAAGCGCAUGAUGGCCGACGGUGUGGACUCACGGCCGGGCGGCGGCAAAGACCCACGCAAGUACAAGUAUGUCAACCACAUACACACACACACACACAUGCUCAUCCUCUAUCAGUGUGCACACGCCUGUUCUCUCUCUGUAUGUGUGUGUUUGUGUUCAGGGGUAUGAUGGAUUGCCUGCGUCAGGUGCUGCGGGAGGGCGGCGCCUCUCGCCUCUAUCAUGGCCUGGUGCCAUGCAUCGUCAAGGCGUUACCAAACGGUCCGUCAGAGACACUCACAUAUACACACACACCCCAGACAACGCAUCCUGGCGUCAUCUCUGCAGGUGCGAUUCAGUUCGGCAGCAUCGAGCUCUUUUCCAAGCUGGUGCCGCAGGCGUACCUGCUCAUCACCAGCGCAUUGGCCGCCUUGGCCACGACCACCACCGCCACUACCACCACUGCUGCUGCUGCAGGCGUCACGUGACACGCUGUGUUGUAUCACACAUACGUGGGAUGUAGAGCUAGAUGGCCGUAUGUAUUCCGUCGAUUUUCCUUUUAUUUGCGGCGGCGGAGGGCAGUUUUUGCUUUUGCGUGUUUGGCAGAUAGAAGCGUCCGUGCACUGAUUGCGUCGACUCAACAACGGUUGGUGGGGGUGCUGUGACGGUGUACAGACAGACUGACGAACAGACAGACAGACAGACCGACAGGGUCGGUCGACCUUGAGGACAUCGAGUUUGAGGACAUCGAGUACGAGUGGGUCGGGGAGGCGCGGAUUCCCGCCUGAACUUCGCGCAUCCCUCACCUUCUUGUACUGCAUGCCCGCAACUUCGACCACCAGUCGUAUUCUUGUCUCUCUGUUAUCCGUGACAUGACUUUGGCCGUUGUCGGCUGGCGAAACAAACGAUGCGGAGAGUGAGUGUGUGUGUGUGUGUGGGGUGGGGGUGGGGGGGCAUGAUGUAAUGUGAUGUACAGACCAACAG